Molecule: messenger RNA, 276 nt
Organism: Neurospora tetraspora
Lineage: Eukaryota; Fungi; Ascomycota; Sordariomycetes; Sordariales; Sordariaceae
Exons: 1
Coding region: 1-276 (91 amino acids)
Source: RefSeq, a predicted model, not a curated record
AUGCCUCUCAAAAAGACCACCAAACCCACAACAACCGAGGGGCUCAUCCACGGCUUCGACCAAGCACGACUGGACCGCCUAACUGCCUCCAUGCAGCCCCUCCUGACAAGAAAUGCCACGGAAGAGGAACUCGAGGCUUUGCUGAAGGAGGCUGAGGAUUGUUUGAAGGUCACCACGGGCGGGAAAACUAAGAGGUUCCAGGGGUGGUGGACAAGGAACACCAAGACCACGAAGACGGUGAAGACGGUAGACAUUACAAGGGUUGAGGAUGUAUAG